This is a messenger RNA of Monascus purpureus, 925 nucleotides long. The record is from the annotation of a GenBank genome assembly. NCBI's taxonomy places the organism in Eukaryota, Fungi, Ascomycota, Eurotiomycetes, Eurotiales, Aspergillaceae.
AAAAGACCUCGAUAUCUGCACGGAAACACAGCUCUACAAAACUUUGGGAUUCUCCCCUUGCUGCGCAUAUUAUCAAUAUUCUGUUCUACACAGUACGCAAUAAUCCAUAAUGACCACACUAGGUCCCAACAUGCCCUCCAUCCCCGCCAACGAAUCCCCCCACAUCACCUACCUACGAGAAUGCAUCUCCCUAGCUGAAAAGUCACCACCGCGCCCUACGAACUUCCGAGUUGGUGCCAUCCUCGUGUCGCGCAGUGAGAGCAACUCCGGUUUAACUGACGACCGGAUCCUUUCAACGGGCUACACAAUGGAGCUAGCGGGCAACACACACGCCGAGCAAUGCUGUCUCUCAAACUACGCUGCCGUGCACUCCAUCCCAGACGAGCGUGUAGGCGAAGUACUCCCCGACGAGCCAGGAAGGAAACUGGUUAUGUAUGUAACCAUGGAGCCGUGCGGGAAGAGACUAUCUGGGAAUCUACCGUGUGUGAAAAGGAUCAUUGCAACUCGCGCAGGGAAAAGGCGGGGGGUCCAGAAGGUUUAUUUCGGGGUGAAAGAGCCAGGGACUUUUGUAGGACAGUCUGAAGGGUGUAAGAUGUUGACUGAGGCUGGAGUGGAAUGGCAGCUUGUCUCGGGAUUGGAGAGAGAGAUCCUGGCUGUGGCUUUUGCUGGACAUGAGAAUAAGGAAGAGAAGGUAAAGACGGCUCUGGGAGAGGCAGAGACGAACAUUAACGAUAUCAGCGAUGAUGAGAGAAGAAGACAGGAGCAGCUACCCCGGAAUCCCAAGAAAAGGAUGAUGGAGGGCGGCAGGUGAGUCGUCUUUGUUGAAUGAAAUGAAUAUAUAAAAAGAUACGAGUCAAGAAUAGUAUUCAACGUAAAGACGCCCAUCACUGUGAUGGAGCAUAGUAGUAAACUGAAAGCAUUUGCG